Messenger RNA from Nicotiana tabacum (common tobacco), 1157 nucleotides. RefSeq lists its product as uncharacterized. Gene Ontology annotation, molecular function: translation initiation factor activity; RNA binding. NCBI's taxonomy places the organism in Eukaryota, Viridiplantae, Streptophyta, Magnoliopsida, Solanales, Solanaceae. The record is from RefSeq and is a predicted model, not a curated record. Gene Ontology annotation, cellular component: eukaryotic translation initiation factor 3 complex; cytoplasm.
AGAAAACCUAAUACCAAAACAAUUGUUGUCUCUUUCUCUCUCUAGACCUUAGCGGCUCAUCGUUCAAUGGCGGUGGAAGCGACAAACCAACCAAAACUCCGAUGGGGGGAGCUAGAAGAUGAUGCGGAGGACUUGGAUUUCCUUUUACCACCGAAGCAAAUAUUCGGGCCAGACGAGAAUGGGGUGAAGAAAGUAGUGGAAUACAAGUUUAACGCUGAAGGAAACAAGGUGAAAAUCACUACUACGACACGUAUCCGUAAGCUCGCGAAUGCUAGGCUGAGCAAAAGGGCUGUUGAGAGGCGGUCUUGGCCUAAGUUUGGGGAUGCAGUUCAUGAGGAUGUCGGUGCUCGUCUCACCAUGGUUUCUACUGAGGAAAUUAUUCUUGAGCGCCCUAGAGCCCCCGGUUCCAAGCAAGACGAAGCUAAAGCUGCAGGAGACUCUUUGGCUCAAAUUGGAAAAGCAGGGGCUGUUCUUAUGGUGUGUAGGACCUGUGGGAAGAAGGGUGAUCAUUGGACAUCAAAAUGCCCAUUCAAGGAUCUUGCUCAGCCAAGUGACACCUUCAUGGAUAAGCCACCGUCAGCGGAAGCUCCUGCUGCUGGAGCUGGUCCUCAAAAGGGUGCUUAUGUACCUCCGAGCAUGAGAGGCGGUGGUGCUGAGAGGGGAAGUGGUGGUGGCACUGAGAUGAGAAGAAGGAACGAAGAGAACUCUGUUAGGGUCACCAACCUUUCUGAGGACACUCGGGAGGCUGACUUGUUGGAGCUGUUCCGUCCCUUUGGUCACGUCAGCCGAGUGUAUGUUGCCAUUGAUCAAAAGACUGGAAUGAGCAGAGGAUUUGGUUUUGUCAACUUUGUCAACAGAGAAGAUGCUGAGAGGGCCAUAAACAAGCUGAAUGGUUAUGGUUAUGACAAUCUCAUCCUUAGAGUUGAAUGGGCUGCUCCUAGAACUAAUUAGCUUUCUUUCCUAGGCCAAUACUGUGUUGUUCCCAAAAACUGUUGUUGGGAACCAUAAUUUUGCUUCCUGUAUGUUGUGUUUAAGAAUGUCACUCCUGCCUCAUUUAUUGGAGGAACAAAAGAGAACGUUGUUUCCUUGAUUAUUUGUUCUUCAAAACUGUGAUAUGGUCAUUCUGUCUAGUGCAUAUACAUCUAGCUUUAUUUUAA